Pediculus humanus corporis (human body louse) is the source of this 501-nucleotide messenger RNA. RefSeq lists its product as uncharacterized. The coding region runs from base 1 to 501 and encodes 166 amino acids. NCBI's taxonomy places the organism in Eukaryota, Metazoa, Arthropoda, Insecta, Psocodea, Pediculidae. The transcript has 2 exons. The record is from RefSeq and is a predicted model, not a curated record.
AUGGAAGAAAUUUAUCCAGAACCACAUACCUUAGAUCAGUGUGAUUGCACUUCUUAUUCGUACUUUGGCUUAUCUGUAAUGUUGUUAUCGGUUGGAAGUUAUAUUUCCGUUCUAGCCCUUGGUAAUAUCGAUGGGUAUUUGUUUUCUAAUUUAGGGCAUAUGUGGUUGGUGGGUCCGAUAUUUAUUUGUUCAGGAUUAAUGAUAGCUGUUAAAAGUAUUUUAUAUUUACGUCGAAAAACAUUGAGUAAAAUGUUAAGUCGGCAACGUGCACUUCUUAGGGGUUUUCAACAUUUAACUCAGCGACCGGAUCAAUUACAAAUCGAAAGUAGAAACGACAGUUGUCAGACGCUUCCUCCUGCUUAUGAAGCACUUAUUGAUUGUCAAACUUGUUCGAAUAAAAUUAGAGAUCCAUCUUUGCCAUCAUAUGAGGAGGCCAUGUAUUUAAGUAGAGGAAAACUAUCUAAAUCUGAUGAAUUUUUUAAAAUUCCUUCAGCCAGGUAA